GUGAGCACCCCCAGCGUAGGUAACUUCAGGCGCCAACAUGGCCGACUUAACCACUGGUGUGGCCGAAGUCGAAGUUGAGGUGGAAACUAUGGUGGAACCUCAACAAGAAGUUCAAAUUGAGACGCAGCCUAUGAUAGCCCUUCAGCCUCUGACUGAGCCUGAGAACGAAGAAAUCGUUGUUCAAACGACUGAAGAAGUUAUCGAGGAAUCAAAACACGCCAUAGUUGAAGAAGUGUCUAUCUCCACGACUCCUUCAGGCAAACAGAGAAAAAGCAGAGGAAGCAGGACUAAAGGUCUGGGAAGAUCGGGAAAGGGUCAUGUUAACUCUACUACAUCGAGUGCGUCAAACGCCUCGAACAGUGAGAGAGGGGGUGGUAUUGGAGAUACUGAACGCUCAGGUACGCGCAAAUGGGAACAAAAGCAAGUUCAAAUAAAGACUCUCGAAGGCGAAUUUGCCGUGACAAUGUGGGCGUCGGAGGAGAAAAAAGCUCAGCAAGAAGAGUUGAAUCAAGCUCCCGACUUCACCGAGUACAUGACUGGAAAAAAGAUACCUCCUGGUGGUCUUCCUGGAAUUGAUUUAAGUGAUCCGAAACAGUUAGCAGAGUUUGCGAGGAUGAGACCAAAGAAGAUGAAAGAGGAAGAAGGAGCAAGAACAAUAGCUUGUCCGCAUAAAGGUUGCACAAAGAUGUUUCGAGAUAACUCAGCCAUGCGAAAACACUUACAUACGCAUGGACCAAGAGUCCAUGUCUGCGCUGAAUGUGGCAAGGCUUUUGUGGAGAGUUCGAAACUUAAGAGACAUCAACUUGUUCAUACUGGUGAAAAACCUUUCCAGUGUACAUUUGAAGGCUGUGGUAAGAGAUUCUCGUUGGAUUUCAACCUACGUACUCAUGUUCGUAUCCACACUGGUGACAGACCGUAUGUCUGUCCUUUUGAUUCCUGUAACAAGAGGUUUGCUCAGUCAACAAAUCUCAAGUCGCAUAUCUUGACACAUGCAAAAGGAGGGAAAUAAAAUGCUAUUCUCAAGGACUCUGGCAAACUGUGUACAGAUUUUCAUGGAUGGAACCUUUUUGAGUUCACAGAGGAAUCUUGUGUCAAGGGUUCCGUGCAACUUUGAUAGAAUUUCUAGAUACAGCCAUGUACAUUUUACAGUCGUUUCUUCCAUACUUACCCCUAAAUCUAGCACAAACAUGGCUUCUAUCCAUCAAGAAGGUUUCUGCUUCUAGGGAAGUCUCCUUAGAGGUUAGCAGAUUGAUUAAAGAGGACAUUGUUGUUGUUGUGGAUUGGCUCUUGAAAGUCAAGGUUGCAUAUCAGUGUAGUAGCUUUUUACUUAGUCAUCCUAAAGUACCGUAGCAGUGUUGUAAAUCAUCUCUCACUUGCUCUUGACUCAAUGGACUUUUGUACUGAUAUGCAGCAUUUACUGUCAGUGACAUGAUGCCCUUUUUCUUUUCAACUUAAAUGUUCAGUAUAGUAUUUUAGCAUCGGCCACUGCUUCGCGAUUCUUAAUUGAUGUUUACAAAGUCAAACCAGCUUUUGUUAUAAGAAAAGUGGGAAGCAGGUAUUUUAAUCAGAGGGAAAGCCUUUUCUUUGUUUUAUUUGAGAGUUCUUCUGGAACAGAAGCCAAAAGUGUAUUAUAAAAGGUGAUUUUUAACCUUCUUGCUCUCUUACUGGCUCAUUGUGCAAGUCUAGUUCAUGAACAUUGUUAGUUGCUGUAAAAAAGUUCAACUAUUUCACUGUAAUGCCUGUACAUGUACAUCUGAUCUCAAUGUAGUAUUAAAGUGGUCAUUAAAACA
Pocillopora verrucosa is the source of this 1790-nucleotide messenger RNA. Its product is annotated as transcriptional repressor protein YY1-like. Gene Ontology annotation, biological process: regulation of transcription by RNA polymerase II. Gene Ontology annotation, cellular component: transcription regulator complex; chromatin; PcG protein complex. The record is from RefSeq and is a predicted model, not a curated record. NCBI's taxonomy places the organism in Eukaryota, Metazoa, Cnidaria, Anthozoa, Scleractinia, Pocilloporidae. Gene Ontology annotation, molecular function: RNA polymerase II cis-regulatory region sequence-specific DNA binding; DNA-binding transcription factor activity, RNA polymerase II-specific.